This is a messenger RNA of Phragmites australis (common reed), 2413 nucleotides long. Its product is annotated as serine/threonine receptor-like kinase NFP. The transcript is spliced from 2 exons. The record is from RefSeq and is a predicted model, not a curated record. Gene Ontology annotation, molecular function: protein kinase activity; ATP binding. Lineage: Eukaryota; Viridiplantae; Streptophyta; Magnoliopsida; Poales; Poaceae. The coding region runs from base 245 to 2143 and encodes 632 amino acids. Gene Ontology annotation, biological process: protein phosphorylation.
CGAGUCAAGAGUCAAAGCCCGGCCGGGAAAAUGUCCCGAGGAACGCAAACAGCAGCCCACGCUUGACGAUUCCGCCGCAAAGGUCGCGACAGCUGCCGAAUACCCCGGGCAAAGCAGUGUGCCACCAUCGCGCGUAUAUCAAUCGCCCCAGCAAAGCCCACAUCAAUUUGCGACUUGCUAGCCACCAGCCCGACCCUAGUGCGCGCGCGCAAGCCGUGCCUAUCCAGUAUCCACAGCUCAAGCCAUGGAGCCGCCGCGGCUGCUGGCGUUGGUCGCGCUGCUGCUGUGCCUGUGCGCGCUCCCCGCGCCCGCGCGGUCCCAGAACGCGACUACCACGCCCGUGGCCGCGCCGGCGUCAGUGGAGGGGUUCAACUGCUCUGCGAACCGCACGUACCCGUGCCAGGCCUACGCGCUGUACCGCGCGGGCUUCGCGGGCGUGCCACUCGACCUCGCCGCCGUGGGCGACCUCUUUAGCGUCAGCCGCUUCAUGGUAGCGCACGCCAACAACCUCUCCAUCUCGGCCGCGCCGACCGCGGGGCAGCCGCUGCUCGUGCCGCUCCAAUGCGGCUGCCCCUCCGGGUCCCCCAACACCUACGCGCCGACGCAGUACCAGAUCGCCCCGGGGGACACGUACUGGAUCAUCUCCACCACCAAGCUGCAGAACCUCACGCAGUACCAGGCCGUGGAGCGCGUAAACCCGACGCUGGUACCGACGAACCUAGAUGUCGGCGUCAUGGUCACGUUCCCCAUCUUCUGCCAGUGCCCGGCCGCCGCCGACAACACCACCACCGCGCUCGUCACCUACGUCAUGCAGCCGGGUGACACCUACGCGUCCAUCGCUACCGCCUUCGCCGUCGACUCCCAGUCUCUUGUUUCCCUCAACGGGCCCGAGCCGAGUAAGCAGCAGUUCCAGGAGAUACUCGUGCCGCUCCGCCGUCAGGUGCCGCAGUGGCUGCCGCCAAUCGUGCUCCGAAACAACGCCUCGGCGACGCCGCCGUCCCCGCCGCCGUCCGCGUCCCCCGCCGCGACUGUCGCGAGCAACGACCGGAACGGGGUGGUCACCGGGCUGGCCGUCGGGUUGGGCGUCGUGGGUGCUCUUUGGCUGCUGCAGACGAUUCUGCUGGCCUGCCUGUGGAGACGCCGCAAGGCGAAGGGGAGGCAGGGGGAUGCGGUGGUGAGCGGCGACGUUGUUGAGGGCGGCAGGUUUGCGAAGAGCGGGUCCGGCGGCGUCGGCGGUGGGGACAGGUUCUUGGUGAGCGACAUAUCGGAGUGGCUGGACAAGUACAGGGUGUUCAAGGUAGAGGAGCUGGAGCGCGGCACGGGGGGCUUCGACGAUGCGCACCUCAUCCAGGGCAGCGUGUACAAGGCGGACAUCGACGGCGAGGUGUUCGCCGUGAAGAAGAUGAAGUGGGACGCCUGCGAGGAGCUCAAGAUCCUGCAAAAGGUGAACCACAGCAACCUGGUGAAGCUGGAGGGGUUCUGCAUCAACCCGGAGACGGGCGACUGCUACCUGGUGUACGAGUACGUGGAGAACGGGUCGCUGGACCUGUGGCUGCUGGACCGCGACCGCGCGCGUAGUCUGGGCUGGCGCGCGCGCCUCCACAUCGCGCUGGACCUCGCCCACGGCCUCCAGUACAUCCACGAGCACACCUGGCCGCGCGUGGUGCACAAGGACAUCAAGAGCAGCAACGUCCUCCUGGACGCCGGCAUGCGCGCCAAGAUCGCCAACUUCGGCCUCGCCAAGACGGGCCACAACGCCGUCACCACCCACAUCGUCGGCACGCAAGGGUACAUCGCGCCAGAGUACCUCGCCGACGGCCUUGUCACCACCAAGAUGGACGUGUUCGCCUACGGCGUCGUCCUGCUCGAGCUGGUGUCCGGACGCGAGGCCGCCGGCGACAGCGGCGAGCCGCUGUGGGCGGACGCGGACGACAGGGUGUUCCGGGGACGGGACGAGGGGCUGGAGGCGCGGGUGGUGGCGUGGAUGGACCCCGUGCUUGCGGAGCAGACGUGCCCGCCGGGCAGCGUGGCGAGCGUGGUGAGCGUCGCGAGGGCGUGCCUGCACCGGGACCCGUCCAAGCGCCCCAGCAUGGUGGACGUGGCGUACACGCUGUCCAAGGCGGACGAGCACUUCUCCGACUAGUCCAGCGAGAGCCUGUCCGUCGACGGCAGCGGCGAAGUCGCCGCCCGGUGAACAAUUGUUGGUUUGGUUAGUACUCAGUAUAGUGCUGAGACAUCUGUUCGCGUUGUAAAUGUUAAGGUCUAGCGAGCGAUGAUGAGUGAGUAGUGAGUAAUAACGCCGGAAUUAUGACGGCCGCGAGGUCCGUCCGUGAGGUCGGCUUUGAGGUGUAGUAGCGUAAAGCUGUGUUAUUACGCAUACUAGCUAAGCGUAAGUAUGUUACGGACUUGAUAA